Kickxella alabastrina is the source of this 455-nucleotide messenger RNA. RefSeq lists its product as uncharacterized. NCBI's taxonomy places the organism in Eukaryota, Fungi, Kickxellomycota, Kickxellomycetes, Kickxellales, Kickxellaceae. The coding region runs from base 99 to 365 and encodes 88 amino acids. The record is from RefSeq and is a predicted model, not a curated record. The transcript has a single exon.
UAUCGUUCCCGUUUACUUUUGCACAAUGAACACACAAUUUCCAUAACCGCUUUUGUCGAGUGAGACUGGUGGAUUUAAUCAAGACGAGGAUCAGCAGUAUGCAUCCUCCGCUGCACCCAAUACGCUGGCUCGAUUUAUUUUUCAAAGUUCAAAAAACUCGAAUAGUGCCUGAGCAGCAUCGUUUUUUGUUUGUUUUUUGUCGCAAACAACGUUCCUCCGAGUGUUCCCCAACCCCUUGCAGAAUAAACCAGAGCCUUCCCCCUUCAUGGUUCUCCAUUCUUCCUUCUCCUUCGCUUGACUUGUUCACUUUAGUAAUUUUAUUUCUCACGAUUCAAACUAUUUUAUAUAUAAUUUACAGACUAUAACAACGCUCAUACUUUUAAGACCUCAACUCGCAUGGAUUAUACAAAGGUUCGCUCACCGCCAACGCUGGUGUAAACACCAUUGUUUCCCUU